Rhizophagus irregularis DAOM 181602=DAOM 197198 is the source of this 855-nucleotide messenger RNA. RefSeq lists its product as uncharacterized. The record is from RefSeq and is a predicted model, not a curated record. NCBI's taxonomy places the organism in Eukaryota, Fungi, Glomeromycota, Glomeromycetes, Glomerales, Glomeraceae.
AUGUAUUCAAAAUCCCCCAAAAUCUUUAAUUUUCUAUUACUUUCAUUCUUAUUAUAUUUUAUCCAAAUUUCAUUAUGUGAAGUUGAAUCCAACGACAAACGAUUUUCACCUUCAUCACACAAUAAUAUCGAAAAGAGAGCACUUUCAGCUGGAGUAGUUUUUCAAUAUACCUUUGGAGGUAUCGCACUUGGCCUAUUUGGGUUGUUUCUCCUUUUAUGUUUUGGAAUAUCUUUUUGUUUAAAUAGAAAGGCAAUGAGUGGCGUUAUACUUUCGAUACCAUGGACUUUAUUGGAUUUUAUUCUCGAUGCACUUUUUGUCAAAAAUCAAGGGAAAGAUGUUCCUUCACUUUAUGUGCCAAGUAUCAUAUUUUUGAUAGGUCCAGUGAUUGUGAAUAUUGUACUUUCACUCAUGAUAAUAAUUAAUGAAAAAAAGAAGGGUUCCACAGAAUUUAGACGAUGGUUUUAUGAUAAUUCAUCAUUUGCAGCAACAGCCGCAGUACUUGCAGGAGCUGAUAUGUCAACGUUGAAAUUACUUUAUUCAGAGAUUUUUAGAAUGAAAAAGUUUAAUGCUCCAUUUUCUGAUGAUUCUAAGACCAUGAUAUUAUGGGGUUGUGUCAUAAGUUCUAUUAUUGCAGAUAUACCUCAAUUUGUUAUUCAGAUUUUGUAUAAAAGGGAAGUUGAAGGCGAUUAUACAUUAAUACCGUUCUUAAAACUUAUUACAAUUUCAGUAAAAUUACCUAUAGCCAUAAUAGGUCGUGUAUUUGAAGCAUUAAAAGAUCGUCGUAAACCUGAUAAACGAAGAAAUAAUGAUAAUGAUAACAAUAAUGAUAAUAAUAAUAAUGAUGUGGAAAAGUAA